Molecule: messenger RNA, 1437 nt
Organism: Bombina bombina (fire-bellied toad)
Lineage: Eukaryota; Metazoa; Chordata; Amphibia; Anura; Bombinatoridae
Product: odorant receptor 131-2-like
Exons: 4
Coding region: 1-1437 (478 amino acids)
Biological process (GO): G protein-coupled receptor signaling pathway
Cellular component (GO): membrane
Molecular function (GO): G protein-coupled receptor activity
Source: RefSeq, a predicted model, not a curated record
AUGCCGUCAGAGACGGCAUCAGAACAUCGCGCAGUAAAGAGGAACAGCCAUGUAGAAGACAUUAACACUGUACAAGUGUUCCUUAUGGAAUGGUGCUUCGAGAUUUCAGUAAAAAAAAUAAGAAAGCUGAGAAAUCACAGUGGUUUGCAAAGGCUUAAGAAACUGCACCGGCCGUUUGUGAUGAAUUCUACAUCUGAAUACAGUAACAUGACACAGAUGUCUGUGUACAACAUCAAGAACAUUGAAAUUGUGAGGAUAUCUCUCUAUAUCCUGACUUUUUUUUGCCUGUGUGUGUUCUUGUGUUUCAUCACAGGUAUCUUGAGGCUCUACUUCAACUCAGCUCACAUAAAAGAGAACCCUCGCUACAUUCUAUUUGUCCACAUGCUUAUCAACGAUACAAUAUAUCUUGUCCUGGGACUUUUUUUAGUUUUUGCUACUACGCAUAUAGUACAUAUUCCUGUGCCAAUUUGCUACAUUCUGGUCACUGUAACUUCAACGUCCUUUAAGGUCACUCCAUACAACCUGGCAGCCAUGGCUCUUGAGCGAUAUAUCGCUAUUUGCUUUCCUCUGCGCCAUGCAGAGAUAUGUAACAGACAAAAAGCCAAUGUUGCCAUAAUCAUUAUUUGGGCUGUUGGACUCAUACCUAAUAUUGCUGAUUUUAUUUCUUUGACCUCCACAGUAGAGAAGAACUAUUUUUUGCUCUCUGUGAUUUGCUCCAGAGCUACGUUUACAAUAACUACGGUACAAAACAACAUUCGCGCAUUCACUCAUACCUUCACAUUUUCUUUGGUGGCAUUGAUAAUUAUUGUCACCUACAUUGAAAUCAUGUUGGUUGCAAUGAAGAUUGACUCAAGCACGGCAUCUGCAUCUAAGGCAGGAAAAACAGUCAUGUUGCACGCGAUCCAGCUGAUGUUAUGCAUGCUUGCUUUCACCUAUUCCAUUACAGAGACAUACCUAAGAACAUAUGUUGCCAUAUUGCCUUUACUUAAUUUCUUCUUCUUAAUGUGUUUGCCAAGGUUUCUAAGCCCUUUCAUUUAUGGAAUGAGAGAUGAAAUGUUUCAAACCUAUAAUGCAAAAGAACAAUAUCCACAAAAGCAAACUAAAUUUAUCCCUCCACCACCUUACUCCCAAGCACCUCCAUCUUACACCAAUGAGAAUCGGUUUAAAACAACUAUAGGCAAAUCUUCAGAUGUACCUUCUGAGGAACUUCCUCGUAGGACAUUGAGACCAUUUAUAAAAACUCCUGAUAGAUAUGGAUUUGGAAAUGGUAGUGUAAGAUAUAGAGCAAAAGGCACAGGGGGCCAGGAUAGAUAUCAGGAGCGUGAAACUCGUUCUGUUGAAAGAGGUGACAUUUCUGUUACCCCAGCUACUACUAAGAAAGUAGGGAAAAUAAAGAAAUCCCUAUCAGACAUCCCAGAGGAGUCUAAAGAUGAAUGA